UAGGUUGAUGCAUGCUAUUUCACCCACAGGUUGUUUACUUUGGUGACAGUAUGCGCUCGGAUAUAUUUCCUGCUCACAGCUACAAUAAUUGUGAAACAGUCCUCGUGCUGGAAGAACUAGAAGUUGAAGCCAGCCAACAAGUUACAACAGACAGAAAGGACUCUGAGCCAUUAGAGAAGAAAGGAAAAUAUGAAAGCAAGAGGCAGAAGAUGUGGCCAGUCGUGUCAGAACAGUGGGGCUCCUAUUUUGUGGAUGGUGUCACAGGACUGGAGGGUGAAGGUGAAACCCAGGUGCACACAUGGUGCACCAGCAACAUUAACACAUACAGCACCAUUGCCAUUCCCAGCCUGCAGGCUAUAGCAGACUUGUCACUUGACCACAAGUUCCCCAGGUUUUGUCCAGAUAAACCGAGUUUCAUAGGUUAUUAUCCGAGGCCUCCUGCAGCCCUUGUUCCAAGACCUAGUGAACCAAUAACACAAGAAUAAGCAUGCAAAAGCUGUUACCUCAGCCUGUGAAGAAAAGCAAGAUCCUCUGCGAAGCAACACAUGUUUUGUCUCUAGUGUGGCUACUGUGCGUUACCUCCGUAAAAGAAGUUUCUGUACUGUUUAAGUGCAUUUAGAAUCAGCUAUGCUGAUGGUUUUAUUUUUGAAAAAGCUGUUAUAUCUUCAUUUUAUAAAAAGAAAAAUUCCUCUUUCAGUGUUAUUGGUUCUAAGGAUAGCAUUAAUCGGUCUAAAUAUAGUCCAGGCCUGCUGAUUGUAAAAAUGGUGGAAGUCAUUCCAUUUAAUACAGGGGCUACUGUAUUAAUGAAGAAUGUUUGAUGAUCCGCGUUUUUGUUUUAAAGGGGAAAAAUGUCAGAAGAACAGUGCAUCAUUUUGAUCACAAUAAAGUCACACCCAAAUAGUGUAA
Molecule: messenger RNA, 906 nt
Organism: Rhincodon typus (whale shark)
Lineage: Eukaryota; Metazoa; Chordata; Chondrichthyes; Orectolobiformes; Rhincodontidae
Product: 5'-nucleotidase domain-containing protein 1-like
Exons: 3
Coding region: 12-485 (157 amino acids)
Molecular function (GO): 5'-nucleotidase activity
Source: RefSeq, a predicted model, not a curated record